AUGGCAGCGGCACCGGCACCAGCGAAGAUGAUUACUUUGAAAAGUUCUGACGAACAGGCCUUCGUUAUCGAGGAGACCGUUGUAUUGCAAUCUAAAACCCUGGAGUACAUCAUAGCUGAUAAUGAAUCUGAGGAUUACGUAUUCCCUUUGCCUAACAUCACAGGCAGUAUCUUGGCAAAGGUAAUAGAAUACUGCAGGAAACGCGCCGAGGUUGAGACCAGUGAUGCGGAUAAACAGAUUUGGGAUGCAGAAUUCGUGAAUGUCGGUAAUAAUAUUCAAUUAUUAUUUGACUUAAUCAAGGCUUCGAAUUCUCUUAAGAUAAACGGAUUGGCAUACUUGCAUAUCACAAGGUGGGGAAGAUGA
This is a messenger RNA of Papaver somniferum (opium poppy), 363 nucleotides long. RefSeq names its product SKP1-like protein 3. The record is from RefSeq and is a predicted model, not a curated record. Lineage: Eukaryota; Viridiplantae; Streptophyta; Magnoliopsida; Ranunculales; Papaveraceae. Gene Ontology annotation, cellular component: nucleus; cytoplasm. Bases 1 to 363 code for a protein of 120 amino acids. Gene Ontology annotation, molecular function: cullin family protein binding. Gene Ontology annotation, biological process: SCF-dependent proteasomal ubiquitin-dependent protein catabolic process. The transcript has a single exon.